Molecule: messenger RNA, 951 nt
Organism: Phyllopteryx taeniolatus (common seadragon)
Lineage: Eukaryota; Metazoa; Chordata; Actinopteri; Syngnathiformes; Syngnathidae
Gene: inf2
Product: inverted formin 2
Exons: 5
Coding region: 238-951 (237 amino acids)
Biological process (GO): actin cytoskeleton organization
Molecular function (GO): actin binding; small GTPase binding
Source: RefSeq, a predicted model, not a curated record
AGUGAGUGAGAGAGAGCGCAGGGCGGUGACGAUUAAAAGCCACACAGACACACACGGACACACACCCACUCGGGUCGACCUGCCUCUGCCUUAAUGCGUUCAUUUGAGGAGAUCAAUCCUUCAUCUUUGGCGAUGUAAACGGCAGCGUGGGUGUCAUCUGGUGCCGCUCCCUUCGGAAACACACAAGGAAGCGAUUCAUCCAAGUGUAUUUAUAGAACCAAACCAGGUGCUUUCAAAAUGAUGCCAGGGAUUUCAGAGGUGAAGAAGAAGUGGGCAGCGGUUCGUGGUCGCCUGGGAUCAUCGCAGGACUCAGACACCCAACAGGAAGCCAACUUGGAGAAUGCUGAUCCGGAGCUCUGUAUCAGACUGCUCCAGGUUCCCACUGUGGUUAACUAUUCCGGCCUGAAGCGGCGCCUGGACGGAAGCGACCAGACAUGGAUGGUCCAGUUCCUGGAGCUGAGCGGGCUGGAUCUCCUCUUGGAGGCCCUGGACCGCCUUUCGGGCCGAGGUUGCUCUCGCAUCGCAGACGCCCUUCUGCAGCUCACCUGUGUCAACUGCGUCCGUGCUGUCAUGAACUCUUCAGCGGGGAUCCACUUCAUCAUUGAGAACGAGGGAUACAUCCGGAAGCUCUCCCAAGCCUUGGACACCUCCAACACCAUGGUGAAGAAGCAGGUGUUUGAGCUACUUGCAGCCCUCAGCAUGUUCUCAACAGAUGGUCAUCGCCUUGCCCUGGAUGCUCUGGACCACUACAAGGGUGUGAAGACGCAUCACUAUCGCUUCAGCGUGAUCAUGAACGAGUUGCAAGCCACAGACAACGUUCCUUACAUGGUCACGCUCCUCAGUGUCAUCAACGCCCUCAUUUUCGGCUGCGAUGACCUGAGGCAGAGAGAUAAGAUGAGGAAGGAGUUUAUCGGGCUUCAAGUUCUUGACAUUCUACCAAAAUUAAGGUGA